Molecule: messenger RNA, 1557 nt
Organism: Botrytis porri
Lineage: Eukaryota; Fungi; Ascomycota; Leotiomycetes; Helotiales; Sclerotiniaceae
Exons: 4
Coding region: 1-1557 (518 amino acids)
Molecular function (GO): FAD binding
Source: RefSeq, a predicted model, not a curated record
AUGUUGUCCAUCACUUUUGUCUUACCGGUAUUAUAUGCUCUCUCCGUUGCUACAAAUGCUGAUGAUGCGAAUGCUACUAUUAACUCGGCUGUUACUAGUGUUACAAAAUCUCCAACUACAAAUGCGAAUAUUUGCUGCAAAGCUCUUCAAUUGGCAUUGGGUUCAAAAGUUUCGUACCCAAAUACAUCAGCAUAUAGCACAUUUUUGAACAAUUUCUAUUCCCAGCAAGAAUCACAACUAUCUCCAGGUUGUAUUGUAUCACCAACAUCCACAACAGAUGUCUCGAUUUCAGUCGGAAUUCUGUCCAUUCUCGGGAAGCUUGCAAACUGGAGUCCUUCAUGCCAAUUCGCUAUCAAAUCCGGAGGUCAUGCCCCUGGAGUAAGCCAAGCCAACAUCAAUCAAGGAGUAACGAUAAACCUGAGUCCUCUUAAUUUUAUAGAUGUUAGCACCGACCAGUCAGUGGUAUCAGUGGGUCCAGCAGCAAGAUGGGGAGAAGUUUAUCUCAAGUUAGAUGCUUUACAACUUGCUGUUCCUGGUGGACGAGUCAACUCGGUUGGUGUCGGAGGAUUGACCGUUGGUGGUGGAAUCUCCUACUUCUCCCCCAGGAAAGGAUUUACAUGUGACAAUGUCAAAAACUUUGAAAUAGUCCUUGCAAGCGGUAAAGUUGUCAAUGCGAAUGCGAAUCAAAAUCCAGAUUUAUAUCUAGCUUUGAAAGGCGGCUCCAAUAAUCUCGGUGUAGUCACCCGAAUCGAUUUCUAUGCAUUUCAACAAGGCAAGCUGUGGGGCGGCAAUGUUUUGUAUCCAGCAACUACCGCGGACCAACAGAUCGAUGCACUGGCAGAGUUCAGCAGCAACCCAGCUUAUGAUGAGUAUGCCUCUUUGAUCACGAGUUUCGCAUUCCAACCAAGUGUCGGAUCCGUGGUGGUCAACAACAUCGUAUAUACCAAGCCGGUCGCAAACCCGGUAGCAUACCAGCCUUUCACGGCAAUUCAACCUCAAUACUCGAACACAUUGAGAAUCACAAAUUUGACCGACAUUGGAGGUGAAACAGCAGGCACAAUUACUCAAUUACGAACACUAUUCAUAACAACAACAUUUGAAGCCAAUAAGCAAAUGAUAAAUGCAACCUACAACGCCUGGAAUGCCGCUCUUCCAUCUAUUCAAUCUCUCUCCAAUGUUACCUGGUCUUUAUCUUUGGAACCAAUCCCCAGUAGCGUCCCCGCCAAAUCAGCUUCUACCGGGGGGAACCUCCUUGGCGUAACUCCCGCUGAGGGUCCACUAAUCGUCGCUCUUCUUACCGUAACCUGGGGUAGUAUUGCCGACGAUACUGUUGCUAGUAAUACAGCAAAAACUAUGUUCGACACAAUUGAUGUCUAUGCAAAGGCAUCUGGAUUCUACAAUGACUGGCAGUAUAUUAAUUAUGCAGCGAAUUGGCAGGAUCCAAUUGAUGGGUAUGGAGCGGUGAAUAAGGCGAAGCUUCAGGCGGCGAGCAAGAAGUACGAUCCGCUGGGUGUUUUUCAGAAGGGUGUUACGGGAGGGUUUAAACUUUUCGUUUAA